GUCUCAUGAUGUUUCCUCUAUUUUGUUUGAGUAACCAGGUGUUAAUCUGUUAGUAGCCAAUCCGUGCCUGUCACAGAUGAGGGUCAACUACCUACCGGCUUCUGAGACUAAAACGAGAGCGACGAAGCUCAGGCUAGUAACAGGAGACACUAGUUGCCACUUAACAGUGUUAAAAGUUACUGAUGUUAUGGAAACUUAAAACUGGAGGUACCAAAUGUAAAAGUGAGCCAUGUUUGGAGCUGUUUCAGCCGGAAAUUAUACUAAAUGUCGAGUGAGCAUGGACAUUAUGUGAACUAGUGUACGGGAAUGAAUAGUGAGUUUAUUAGUGUGGUGAAUUUCUGCAUAGUGUGCCUCAAGCCUACACGCCGCCCGCCCGCCUGCCGCCACGCAUGCUGCUGCUGCUGUAGAGGGUGCUCAGGACUUCGCUGUCGCUAGGAAAACCUGUCGCCAGGACUAGUCUCUCCAUCUCACAUCACUUUUCUUCAUUGAACAGAAGGUUUGAGGAAAACUGACUAAUGGUUUCUGAAUCUCCAAGGAUCAGUGAGUACUGAGAAACACUUUUCAUUCAAAUGAGCUCCAACAUGCGCGCCAACACAUGGUACCAUAACUGAGUUUACAAAACCCGGGUAUUAUUAUUUUAUUUUUUUUGACUUUGACUUAUUUGAGUAUAUGUUCUGUAUUUUCACGCUGUGAUGUUUUGGUGUCUUUUCCAGGAGGCCGUGGGAUAUCUGUCGAGAGGUUCCCAUCAUUGAAGAUGAACAGACGCCGUGGAAACUGAUCAAACUGCUAAAGAUCGUUUCCCUGUGUGCCGUGGCUCUGAUUGUGUUUGGAUUGGCGCUGUGCAGCAAGACGUCUUUCCUCCUCCUCAUCACCUUGUCAAAUGAAGGCACCAAGACUCUCUCGCCUGAGCAGAAACCCGUCGCUCUGCUGUGUAUCGGCUGCUCUCUCAUCGUGUCCAGUGUGCUUCUACUCCUCAAAAGUUUCUGGAAGGCGUGUUACAAAACAUCAAAGUUACCGAGAAAGUCAACUACCGCUCUUGUUCUCUUCUUCGAGUUCCUCGUGUCUCUGGGUGCAGCGAUUCUCACGAUCGUGGCGAUGCCGCAUUUGGACAUCGUGACCAACGUGGCGAUUCUGAACGGUGUGGCCGUCCUCUCUUCGCUUCUGCAGGUGAUCACUCAGUUCACUGCCCGGGAAAGGAGCCGCUUCCUCGCACCAUCCAUCACCGCCUUCCUCCUCAUUUUGCUCGGUUACGUCCAGUUUCUGGUUUUAUACAUUAUGAAGGAUCCUACUGAUACCAAGAUGGCCAUCUGGGUGGGUCUGGCUGUUGGUGGGUCCUUCUUGGUGUCUUUCAACUGGUGGGAGUGCUACUUCAGAUUCAUCAGCAAGAAUUGCAGCUCUGUCUUCCUCAGGAGCCUGUUCAGAGACAUGACAAAGUGUCAGAACUGUCUGCACAUCCUCUCCAGCCUGCUGAGGAUCGCAGUGACCGCCUGUGUGCUCGGAGCCUACGUCCCUUUGGCCAAAAUGAACUGGGACGUGGUGAGAUCCAUCCCGAGCCGUAAGACAAGAAUUAUUGCCAUCAUCAUUGGCGUCCAGCUGAUCUCCUCUGCACUCUGCCAGUGGUUUGCUGUUGCUGCCUGCAAGAUGCACGCCCUGCGACGAUGCUUCAUCCUUCCUUUGUACCUGGCCUCUCUAGCUGUCAUGGCUCUGCUUGUUGUCCCUGUCAUCGUCUACUAUCAGGACUACAGAAUUAGUCUGAACGGGGCUGCAACCAACUUCACAAGCUACUGCAGUGUGGUCGUAGAAAGGAGAAACCAGAGCUUGAACGGCAGUGUGUUUCCACACCUGGUUCUGGAUGUUACACACACCCUGUGCUUCCUGGACAUGUCCAAGACGGUUGACAUCGGCAUACUGACAGGUUCAGCCGUGUCCUGGUGGCUUGGUCUUGUGUUGUCCACCCUCCACCUGUGGUACUUCAAUGUCUAUCGUAUCCAGAGGACCCAAGACCUGUUCAUCCGGAGGCUGUAUGACGGAGCCUUUAUUGAGCAGUCUCUGCUCCUCAACACCCGAUUCGACAUCCAGACCAAAGGCAAGACAAAGAAUUUCAAGCCAUCUGAAACGGCGAUGAUAUAUCUGUGUGCGACCAUGUGGCACGAGACAUACGACGAGAUGAUGAACAUCAUUAUAUCAAUCUUUAGUUCCUCUUUGUGUUUCUCUGAACACUGCAGAAUGGACAAGUACAGACCAAAAAUCGGACCAAAGUUCAACGAUUUCACCUUCGAAGCCCAUAUCUACUUUGACGAUGCAUUCAAACAUGACGAGAAUCAGGGGAGUCACCUCAACGAAUACGCAAGAGACCUUGUGGAAAUCUUCACAGAAGUUUACAGCAUCUUCACAAACAUGGAUGAUAAGCUCUUCAAAAAGAAGCCGCACCAUUUCCCCGAUCAGAAGAUCAUAAAGACGCCGUAUGGAGGUCGUCUUGUGGUCACCAUGCCUCAAGGGAACAUUAUUGUGGUUCACUUCAAGGAUAAAGAUUUUGUUCGCCACAAGAAGAGAUGGUCUCAGGUCAUGUAUCUUUACUACCUUCUGGGAUGGAAACUCAUUGCCAAAUAUUACACCCGCUGGCAGAAGGGAGAGGACGAGAAUGUGCUGAAAGCGGAGAUCCAGAGAGAGAAACACAACACCUAUCUCCUGGCUUUAGACGGGGACACGGACUUCCAGCCGUCCGCUGUGAUGCUUCUCAUAGAUCGUCUGAAAAUGUACCCACGUGUCGGGGCAGCGUGUGGCAGGAUUCACCCCACUGGAUCAGGUCCUGCAGUGUGGAUCCAGAAGUUUGAGUACGCCGUCAGUCAUCGGCUGCAGAAGACAGCGGAACACGUGUUCGGCUGCGUGCUGUGCAGCCCCGGCUGUUUCAGUCUGUACAGAGCAGAGGCGCUGAUGGACGACAACGUCAUGAAAAGAUACUCCACCAAGUCCACGGAGGCGAGCCACCACGUCCAGUAUGAUCAAGGUGAGGACCGCUGGCUGUGCACUCUGCUGCUGAAGCAAGGAUGGAGAGUGGAGUACACCGCUGCAUCUGAUGCUUACACCAAUGCACCUGAGAAUUUCAAAGAACUCUACAACCAGCGCCGCCGAUGGGGGCCGUCCACAAUGGCCAACGUGGUGGAUCUGCUGGGCUCCACCAACAUCAUCUCCAAGAGGAAUCCGUCAAUCUCGAAACCCUUCAUGUUCUACCAGCUGUUUGCCCUCACCUUGGCCAUCCUGGCCCCGGCCACCAUCUGCCUCUUGAUUGCAGGUAGUUUGUCCUCCGUUUUCAACAUGCAUGCCAACAGUGCGCUCAUCCUGGCUGUGAUACCUCCUACCAUCUACCUGGGCCUGUGCUUCAAACUCGAGUCGAACACUCAAAUCACUGUUGCAGGAUUCAUGAGUAUCGUAUAUGCAUUCCUUAUGUUCAUGGUGACGUUGUCCAUUGUCGGCACGAUGGUGAAGGAAAGAACCAUCUUGACACCCAGCAGCCUUUUCGUCAUCUCCAUGGCUAUAAUUUAUGUUAUCACUGCGAUACUGCAUCCUCAGGAGAUCCACUUGGUGUUUUACGGCUUUCUGUACAUCCCCUGCAUCCCCAGCGCUUACCUCCUGCUUACCAUCUAUUCCAUGGCCAACCUGAACAAUGUGUCCUGGGGCACUCGGGACUCAAAACCCGCCACAGCAGCUGUCCAACCUGAAGAAACCACCCAGCUAACAACGGCACAGAAAGCUAAAAACACCUUCCAGUGCGUCUCCUCGUGGUUUAAAUGUGGCAAAAAGUCCAGCCAGUACAGCCUCAUUCCCCAGCAUGAGUCCCCAGAGUUCGAGUCUGAACUCCAGCCCCAAAACACUGUUGUGGAUGACAUAAGGAUCCCACAGGAAGAACAGCCAGUGGAGCCAGUUUUUGGGCGUCCAGUUGAAUGUUGGGUCACGCAACUUCAGAGUCAGUGUGAUGACAUACAACUACAGGAGGACUCACUCGACAAGGAGGAGGAGAACUUCUUCAAAGAACUUCUGGACACGUACCUGCAACCUUUGGCCGAAGACAAAGAGAAACAGAAAAAGAUGGCCAGUGACCUGCGAGGCCUGAGAAACAAGAUAAACUUGGCCUUCUUCACCUUGAAUGCCCUGUGGCUGGUGGCGACAUUUACCCUCCAGCUCCUCGAGGCCUCCGUCUCCAUCAGGCUCCCCAAAAUCGACCUGGACCUCCAGUUCACCGGGGAAGACAUAAACGUCGAUCCCAUCGCCUUCAUGUUCAUUCUGGGAUUCGCUACAACGAUUGUGAUCCAGUUCUUUGCCAUGCUGUACCACAGAGUCUACACGCUGAUACAUUACGUUGCCUUUCUGGACACAGAGCCCGCAGGGCAAAAACCUGAAAAAGAAGAUUUUUACACACCAGACAAAAAGAUUGACACGGCGUCACACGACAACACGGCAUCCACCUCCACCUUCACCUCCACCUCCACCUCCACCUCCAUCUCUAACUCCCAGGAAGAGUCCGACCCCGAAGACAGCGACGAUGAGUUCUUCCAGAACUUGUACACCAGACGAGAUGACGGAGGGGCGACGGUGUCAACAUAAACUCUGUCCACAUCCAACCACUGUUUAGCACUUUGAACUAUCCACUGCAUGUGAGAAGAAUGUGUUUAAUGAUGUAUUAUUCAUGCUAUGUUUACAUUUAUUCUAGUGCAAUUUAUUUAUGAAGAAAAAAACCUUUCACUGAACCAAAUGUCACAGAGAAAACAAAUCAUCUAGAUGGAAUUUAACAAUUCUAUUUAUAAGAGAUCUGAAGCUAUCCUGUAAAUAUUAGUUUUAUUUGAUGUUGCUGUUUCUGUGUUCAACAAGCUGUAAUGUGAAGAGGAAUAAAUGAAGUGAAACACGUCAGGGGGAAACGAUCACUGCUGAAGUAUUUACGUAACGCAUACCAAAGCUUUUUUCUGCUAGCCUUUCUGUUUUUGUUAUUGCACAAGAUAUAAUACAAUGUGUCCCAUAAAUAAAU
Molecule: messenger RNA, 5020 nt
Organism: Larimichthys crocea (large yellow croaker)
Lineage: Eukaryota; Metazoa; Chordata; Actinopteri; Sciaenidae
Product: chitin synthase
Exons: 21
Coding region: 1096-4602 (1168 amino acids)
Biological process (GO): chitin biosynthetic process
Cellular component (GO): cell septum; cell periphery
Molecular function (GO): chitin synthase activity
Source: RefSeq, a predicted model, not a curated record